Messenger RNA from Tachyglossus aculeatus (Australian echidna), 2644 nucleotides. RefSeq names its product inner membrane mitochondrial protein (gene IMMT). The record is from RefSeq and is a predicted model, not a curated record. Gene Ontology annotation, cellular component: MICOS complex. NCBI's taxonomy places the organism in Eukaryota, Metazoa, Chordata, Mammalia, Monotremata, Tachyglossidae. Gene Ontology annotation, biological process: cristae formation. The transcript has 15 exons. The coding region runs from base 100 to 2382 and encodes 760 amino acids.
CGCGCGUGCGCGCCCCCGCCUCCGCUCCUCAGUCGGGCGGCUGCAGAGGCGGCUCCCCCGUCAGCCCUUGCGGCCCCCUGGGUCCCCUCAGCCGAAGCCAUGCUGCGGGCCUGUCAACGAGCGGGUGCCGUCACCGCCGCCCAGAACUGCCUUUGUGGAAAGUUUGUACUCCGCCCGUUACCACCAUGCCGCAGAUAUUCCACAGCAGGAAGUUCGGGAUCCUCCGCCGGCAAAGUCAUCGGAGCAGGGCUUUUAUUUAUUGGCGGAGGAAUCGGGGGGACGGUUCUGUACGCCAACUGGGACUCCCGUUUCCGAGAAAGCGUCGAGAAAGCCGUACCUUAUUCCGACAAACUCUUCGAGUUAGUUCUCGGUCCCCCUCCUUACAGUAAGCCGCUCCCGAAGCCGGUCCAACCUGGUCCCCUAAAAAUCUCCAGCGUAUCCGAGGUGAUGAAGGAAUCUAAGCAGCCCAGUUCAAAACUCCAGCCAAGUAAGGGAGAAACUACGCCGUCAGGAACAGCGUCUACAGAGGCAGCUCAAAUUAUUUCCGCAGCAGGUGAUGCAUUGUCCGUCCCAGCUCCCGCGGUUCAGCAAGAGGAUUCUGUGAAGACUCAUCACCCCGAGCACCAUGAAGGGAGACACAAGCCUGGAGGUUCAGAGGAGUGUGGGUGUGAAACCUCCCCUUCCCUAAAAGAGCGUUCACCCGAGGAAGUCGCCAUCCGCCUGGCCCAGCAAGAAAAACAGGAACGAGAGAAGAUUCAGUCCCUAACCAAGAGCUUGGAAGAGACCCUGAGUCGCACGGCUCGGGUGACACUACAGGCAAUUGCCGCCCAGAAUGCUGCCAUCCAGGCUAUUAACGUGCACUCAGAUAUACUUAAAGAGGCCAUGGACAAUUCUGAGACUUCGGGUGAAAAGAAGUCGGCGCAGUGGCGCACCUUGGAAGAAGCCUUGAAGGAUCGCAGGAAAGCAGUAGAUGAAGCAGCUGAUGCCCUUCUGAAAGCUAAAGAAGAGUUAGAGAAAGCUAAGGGCGUCAUUGAAACCUCCAAGAAGAGUCAGAUGGCCGGGGCCAAGCCUCCCGUCGCAGCCGCUGAGGAGAAUCUUCACCACAUGAUCGUGGACUUGGAUAAUGUGGUCAAAAAGGUUCAAGCAGCCCAGUCGGAAGCUAAGAUAGUAGCUCAGUAUCAUGAGCUGGUGGCUAAAGCCAGAGAAGAAUUUCAGCGGGAAUUGGACAGUAUUACUCCAGAUCUACAUCCUGGUUGGAAAGGGCUCAAAAUCUCUGAUUUAGCGGGCCAGCUGUCCCCAGACGACGUGAACUCCCUGAUCGCGCACGCCCACCGCCGCGUGGACCAGCUCAGCAGGGAGCUGGCCCAGCAGAAGGUCCGGGAGCAGCAGCACGUCGAGGCCGCCCUGCAGCAGCAGAAGCUGGAAGACAAGCGGGCCUUCGAGUCCGCCGUGGCCAAAGCCCUGGACCGCCACCGGACCGAGAUCCAGACGGAGCAGGACCGCAAGGUGGAGGAAGUGAAAGACGUCAUGGAGGUUGAAAUGAGGACCCAGCUCCGCAGGCAGGCGGCCGCCCACACCGACCACCUGAGGGACGUGCUGAGGAUACAGGAGCAGGAUCUGAAACAGCAGUAUGAGCAGGGCUUGUCUGAGAAACUGUCCGAACAGGAAAUGGAGUUCAGACGGCUCCAUCAGGAGCAAGUCGACAAUUUCACCCUGGACAUAAACACGGCCUACGCCCGGCUGAGAGGAAUUGAACAGGCCGUCCAGAGUCACGCGGAGGCGGAAGAGGAAGCGCGCAAGGCUCACCGGCUGUGGCUGUCCGUGGAGGCGUUAAAGUCCAGCAUGAGGACGGCGGCCGGAGAAGCCCCCACGGUGCCCCUGGGGGCGGCCGUGGCCGCCCUCAGGACCACCUGCGGCCACAGCGAGUUCGCCCAGGCCCUGACGGCCGCCCUGCCGCCCGCCUCCCUGACGCGGGGGGUGUACAGCCAGGAGACGCUCCGGGCCCGCUUCCCCGCCGUCCGCAAGCUGGCCCAGAGGGUGGCCCUGAUCGACGAGACCCGCAACAGCCUGUACCAGUUCUUCCUGUCCUACCUGCAGUCCCUCCUGCUGGUCCAGCCGGCCCAGCUGCCCCCGCCGGCCCGGCUGGGCCCCGAGGACCUGGACCCGUUCAGGCUCCUGGCCUACGCCUCCUACAGCCUCGAGCACGGCGACCUGGAGCUGGCGGCCAAGCUGGUCAACCAGCUCAGAGGGGAGGCCAGGAGGGCGGCCCAGGGCUGGCUCGACGAGGCGCGGCUCACCCUGGAAACCAAGCAGGUGCUGGACCUGCUCACGGCCUACGCCAGCGCCGUGGGGCUGGGGGCCGCCCAGGUGCCGGCCGGCUAGCGGGAGGGCGCUUCCCGAAGCGGGCCGCGUCCUCGGCUCCUCCGGGAGGCCCCGGGCGGGCGCCCGGCGGGAAAAUCCGGGAACGCUCUCCCCGCCGCUUGUACGAGUAAAGCCCGCGGACCCCGGGCGGGCGGCGGAGAAAGCCUUUCCCCGCCGCCCGCCUGGGUUUCGCGGGUCUCCCCAUCCAACCCAGAUAACGUUUGCGAUCUCUGCCGCUGUUGAUUCUGCCGUCCGUGCAAAUGGAAUAAAACCAUGAGACCCC